AUGAGGGCGGGGAUGUCGCGUUUGUACUCCACCAACGCCGGCCUGCAGCCUGCGGACGACGGCCCGUUACGGGAGGUGGAACGUCUCUACAAGGACAGCGACGGCCUUUUAACGGCGCUGCGGGAGUGUCUGUCGCGGUGGGAACGCAAUACGCCACCGCCGGCCGAGUUGUUGCCGCUGCUGCAGCAUGUGCAAAAGUACACCGCGCUGGGCGGUCUGUCAGGAGAUGCAGCAUUCACCCGCGACACCUUAUCCACCGCUCUGACGGUCGUCGUACGACGGGCAGUGAAUCUCCAGGCAUGUGACGCGCUCCUUUGCGACGGCGACGCAGUGAGCGACAUGGAUGAAAAGCGGCAAGCUAUGCUUCUUACGCAACAAAUCAUCGCUGCAGCGUCUGCGUCAAUUUCCAACUGCUGCGGAGGUACAACUCGACAUGAUGCAGACGUGUUGUUUUGGGUGAGGCUCCAGGAUGAGAUGAUGCGUAUUGUGCUUGGGUUUGCUGACUACGCCGCGGGUGAGACGGGGGCGAGGCUCUGGCCAGGUUCAGUGGCCCUUGCGCUGUACAUUAUAGAGCAGCUUGGCACCAUGCUGCGUUUGGUCUCUGCUACUGACAAGGGCCGUCCGUUGCGAAUUAUUGAACUUGGAUGUGGUCCCGCGCUCGUCUCGCUUGUGCUGGCCAGUCGUCUCUUGCAGGAGCCGGUAUGGCUGCACCGCACGUGGCUUGAUGUUACUGACAUAUCACCUGCCGUGGUGAAGGAGGUUCAACGCUCCUUCACAUGGCGCAAUGGCCCGAGUUUGGCCUCCCUAUUUGACAUAGAAGAGGGUACGGAACGAAGAGCAGCCGUGCGGGCGUUUUGUUUGGACUUCGCGUCCAUUCCAGAUGCCAUGUGUGGGCAGUACGACCUGGUGCUGGGCAGCGAUAUUGUGUACGACCACACCAUUGCUAGCCACGUGGCCCCGGCACUCGCGCGGCUUCUGCGUACCGGCGGAAUGGCCUUCCUAUGCUGCGAGCGGCACCGCGACGGCAUGGUGUCCUUUGUUGACAUCAUUCAGGCAAAGAUGGCGGGGUCGCUGGAGGUGGUGGCAACUCACGCAGACGCGCAGGCGUUACUGCAGCAGCUGCAGAUGAUCCCUGGGCUCACGUCCACGGCGUGCUCUCUGGUGGUGCUUCGCCGCCGCUGA
Molecule: messenger RNA, 1182 nt
Organism: Trypanosoma rangeli
Lineage: Eukaryota; Euglenozoa; Kinetoplastea; Trypanosomatida; Trypanosomatidae
Exons: 1
Coding region: 1-1182 (393 amino acids)
Source: RefSeq, a predicted model, not a curated record